Molecule: messenger RNA, 1640 nt
Organism: Mucor mucedo
Lineage: Eukaryota; Fungi; Mucoromycota; Mucoromycetes; Mucorales; Mucoraceae
Exons: 3
Coding region: 483-1502 (339 amino acids)
Biological process (GO): inositol phosphate biosynthetic process; phosphatidylinositol phosphate biosynthetic process
Cellular component (GO): cytoplasm; nucleus
Molecular function (GO): inositol hexakisphosphate kinase activity; inositol-1,4,5,6-tetrakisphosphate 3-kinase activity
Source: RefSeq, a predicted model, not a curated record
CCUAAAUUUGUCAUUAUUCCCCAAUUCAUUCUUCUAAAAUAGACAAAUGAUGAGAAGGUUAUGUCAUAUGUUGAUUCGUGAGAAUAUCAUGAGCUACCAAUUGUUUGUCUGUUGCUAAUACAGGAUCAUAUUUAAUAUACUAAAGCAAAUGAAAGCUCAAUACUUCAUAGUUCUUGUGCAGAAUCAAGUCGCAAACUGAAGCAUUGAUCGGAGGAAUGGGGUAAUAUAUCACAAAGCAUUUGGUACAAAGUUGCAAAUAAAUCUACGGUUAGCUGGACCAAAUGAUACGUGAUUGUAGAAAUGCUCAUCUCAACCUUAAUCAAACAGCCUGUUCCACCCUCUGAUCUUGUCAGGGCACACUUUGAAAGCGACCGGUGCAGGCAAUUGAUUGGGUAGUUACAAAAAAACCUGCGGUGAGCAAAAAAAAACACCUUGUUCCCUUUUUUAAAAAAACUUCAUCAAGACAUCAAAAGCAAAACGAUAUGAUGGAAGAGUGUAAUCUUGUCCAUUUCGACCAACAGGUAGCCGGUCACGACAAGCUGAUGUUGAUGUCAACCAAUGAUCUCAUUGUAGUGAAACCUUGUAAAAAACGGGAAUUAGACUUUUAUCAAGAUGCACUUAAUUUUCCUGAUUUCCAAGACUUUAUUCCCGAAUGUUAUGGCACAGUUCGUGCAGCCACCGAAAAGGAUUUGAAACUGUUGGAUAAAUCUGAACUUGAUGAUGGCACAGUAAAACUUGAUAACAACCAAACUUCGGAUCAAAAUCUUUGUUUGGAAAACGUGUUGCAUGGAUUUACUAAACCUUGUAUUUUAGACUUAAAAAUGGGAUCACUGUUAUAUGAUCAAGAUGCAACAGAAGAAAAACGUAAAAGAAUGAUCAACCAUUCUGUAACAACUACAUCAAGCACUCUUGGGUUAAGGUUUAGUGGUUUAAAGGUAUAUAAUUCCGUUCAAAGAAGAUAUGCUACGUUUGAAAAGAAAUACGGACAAUCUCGUACAGCUGAAAACAUAAUUGAUGCAUUACUUGGAUUUUUGUUUCCAGUCUCAAUAUAUGCAAGUAAUGCUGAGAAGGAUGCCAAAUAUGUAACGGAUAAGACAGAUCAGGACGAUGUAAAGAAGGAGAAAAUACCAACAAAAUAUUCAAAAUGGGUGAUUGAAUGCUUUAUAGAUACCAUCAAAGAAAUUAGAGAGUCCAUCAUCGAACAUCCCAAUUUACAGCUUAUUGGUUCCUCACUGUUGUUUAUUUACGAGGGAGACCGAGCUGCGGCAGACAGUACUUGGAAGCAGAUGUUAGAAGAAGACGAUAUACCAGAGAACAAAGAACUUAAAGCCGACGACGAUGAGUUAUCUCCAAAAAUGUGUGAUAUACGCUUAAUUGAUUUUGCCCAUUCAGAUUGGCAUGCUGAUAGAAAAGAUCAGGAUCCAGAGUUAGUGAAGGGCUUUGAUAACAUCAUUGCUUUGUUAGAAGAUUGUUUAAAAAGACAACGUCAAGAAAAAUUGUAAAUUAUGAAAUAAAAUCGCGUCGCGCUUUUAAAGCCUUCAAAAAGAUUUGAGGCCAACUCUAAUUCUGCAACGCGUUUCUUCCUCUCUUUUUUUUUUAAAAAAAAAUGAAGUUAAAAUCAAGAGGUUUAAAAUUGAAAG